AUGGAAAGAUGCGCGUGCGUACAACGUCGAGUGUCAGUCAGUCAGCCCUACCAAUUCGUCAACGCUUUUGGUGCACAGAGAAUGCGGUGCCGCGAAUACUUGCGGUUGAAAGUAGGUAGUCGAGUGAGAACCCAGGUGAGUCAGAAUGCUAAUGUCGUCGUCGGCCAUCGUCACCCUCUUUGCUGCCUCCCUAGAUGGGCGACUCGGAUACAACCUCGCAGCCGAGUCGACCGAACCUGUGCGUGCGCGUACCAUCACACACUCUCUGUCUCACUCCCGCGCGGCAUUCGGCCACGGACAGAUCUCCGAGCAGCCGACCCCGACCGUUGCCCAUUGUCCGUCAAACCCCCAGAGCACUCAUCAAUCAAUCGGUCCAAGGUUGCAGGGCAGGCGAGCUGGGCGGGGAAUUGGGGGGAGGAAGGGGGCGAAUUGUCGCCCGAGGGCCGCGUGGCGAGCGAGCUUGCCUGGCCUGGCGCCGGCGCCGUCGAACGCCGCGUCGCCGUACCCGCUGUCCCCCGGAGUCAUACCAUUCCUAGGUGUGUAUACUUUUCGCCGUAG
Messenger RNA from Purpureocillium lilacinum, 558 nucleotides. NCBI's taxonomy places the organism in Eukaryota, Fungi, Ascomycota, Sordariomycetes, Hypocreales, Ophiocordycipitaceae. The record is from RefSeq and is a predicted model, not a curated record.